Molecule: messenger RNA, 2099 nt
Organism: Lutzomyia longipalpis
Lineage: Eukaryota; Metazoa; Arthropoda; Insecta; Diptera; Psychodidae
Gene: Vha55
Product: V-type proton ATPase subunit B
Exons: 4
Coding region: 246-1733 (495 amino acids)
Biological process (GO): proton transmembrane transport; ATP metabolic process
Cellular component (GO): proton-transporting V-type ATPase, V1 domain
Molecular function (GO): proton-transporting ATPase activity, rotational mechanism; ATP binding
Source: RefSeq, a predicted model, not a curated record
AAUACGCGGUGAGGUAUCAUUUGGGACACCCUGAGGGGUCACAUGAUACGUCGUUUAACGAACGAAAUUGAACGAUUUUUGUGUCACAUGACAUUUUGUCUCAGGUGAUUUUCCUCCAAAAAGUUCGGGAGUUGUGCAGAAAUUUGCUCCAAGUUCUUGUGAUUUGUGCAAAUUUCCUCGUCUCUACACCUUCAUCCAAUCACUGAAUCCUUUGUCUUCAUUGAUCAACACAGCGCAAAGGAAGGAUGUAUUCUUCGUCGAUGAAUGCGAAGCAGGCACAGCGGGAGCAUGUCCUGGCUGUAUCUCGUGAUUUCCUCUCGCAACCUCGUCUCACCUACAAGACGGUGAGUGGUGUGAAUGGGCCCCUGGUCAUCCUGGACGAGGUGAAAUUCCCCAAAUUCGCAGAAAUUGUCCAGCUCCGUCUGAGCGAUGGCACCAUCCGUUCGGGGCAGGUGCUGGAGGUGAGUGGCUCCAAGGCCGUCGUCCAGGUGUUCGAGGGCACCUCUGGGAUUGAUGCAAAGAACACCCUUUGCGAAUUUACGGGUGAUAUCCUCCGCACGCCCGUGUCCGAAGAUAUGCUGGGUCGUGUCUUCAACGGAAGCGGUAAGCCCAUCGAUAAGGGCCCCCCAAUUCUCGCUGAGGACUUCCUCGACAUCCAGGGACAACCCAUUAACCCGUGGUCACGUAUCUACCCCGAGGAAAUGAUCCAAACCGGUAUUUCGGCCAUUGAUGUGAUGAACUCCAUUGCUCGUGGCCAGAAGAUUCCCAUCUUCUCAGCCGCUGGGUUGCCGCACAACGAAAUUGCUGCCCAGAUUUGUCGUCAAGCUGGCUUGGUGAAAGUUACGGGGAAGUCAGUGCUGGAUGAGCAUGAGGAUAACUUUGCCAUCGUCUUCGCCGCUAUGGGUGUGAACAUGGAGACGGCGCGUUUCUUCAAGCAGGACUUCGAGGAGAAUGGCUCCAUGGAGAAUGUGUGCCUCUUCCUCAAUCUGGCCAAUGAUCCCACAAUUGAGCGUAUCAUUACGCCCCGUUUGGCUCUCACGGCAGCCGAAUUCCUGGCCUAUCAGUGCGAGAAGCACGUCCUUGUCAUCCUCACGGACAUGUCCUCCUACGCUGAGGCUCUGCGUGAGGUGUCUGCUGCUCGUGAAGAGGUGCCCGGUCGUCGUGGUUUCCCCGGUUACAUGUACACGGAUUUGGCCACAAUCUACGAGCGUGCCGGACGUGUUGAGGGCAGGAAUGGCUCCAUCACCCAGAUUCCCAUUCUUACUAUGCCUAACGAUGACAUCACUCACCCUAUUCCCGAUUUGACUGGAUACAUCACCGAGGGACAGAUCUACGUUGAUCGUCAGCUGCACAAUCGUCAAAUUUACCCACCCGUGAAUGUGUUGCCAUCGCUGUCGCGUUUGAUGAAGUCCGCUAUUGGUGAGGGUAUGACAAGGAAGGAUCACUCUGAUGUGUCCAAUCAGCUGUAUGCAUGCUAUGCCAUUGGCAAGGAUGUGCAAGCCAUGAAGGCUGUCGUGGGUGAGGAGGCUCUCACACCUGACGAUCUCCUGUACCUGGAGUUCCUCACGAAAUUCGAGAAGAACUUCAUUUCGCAAGGAAACUACGAGAAUCGCACUGUGUACGAAUCCCUUGACAUUGGCUGGCAGUUGCUCCGUAUCUUCCCCAAGGAGAUGCUCAAGAGAAUCCCUGCUUCCAUCCUUGCUGAGUACUAUCCCCGUGAUUCGCGUCAUUAAGCUCCCCGCCCUCCGGACAACUUCCCAGAAUGUCCAUAUCUCGCGCUUCGGGGUCCGCAGCAAUUUAUCUUUCUUUUGAUUUUAAUGUUAAUACAAAAAAAAAACGAGGAUGGUCGAGUGCAAAAUAAGGCGUUUAGCUGGAUAGCUGAUAAGUAGAAUUUCUUUUUUGGAAUCAUUCCACCACAAGUAUUUUAAUGAAACAAAUAAUUGGGGAGCGCCCCCAUGCACUCCCCGCAAAUGUCGUGUAACCCAAAAUUGUAAAAUUAUGUGCGCGUUAUGAUUAAAUGUAACGGCAAAUUAAAAGAUUUAUGUAAAAAGAAAAAUCUUUAAUGUUAAAUAAAUGUUAGACGUUUCUUGGUUUCAAAA